Fibroporia radiculosa is the source of this 2088-nucleotide messenger RNA. RefSeq lists its product as uncharacterized. Gene Ontology annotation, biological process: telomere maintenance via telomere lengthening; regulation of DNA-templated transcription. Lineage: Eukaryota; Fungi; Basidiomycota; Agaricomycetes; Polyporales; Fibroporiaceae. The coding region runs from base 1 to 2088 and encodes 695 amino acids. Gene Ontology annotation, molecular function: telomeric repeat DNA binding. Gene Ontology annotation, cellular component: shelterin complex. The transcript is spliced from 6 exons. The record is from RefSeq and is a predicted model, not a curated record.
AUGGAUGUAACUGCUACCGAUAUGAUGUCUUCUCAAAAUGGAGGAUCAAAACUAGUAUUCUUGAACUCAUCUGGCCGGCCUCUUCAUGUUUUCGUAGAGACGGCAGAGUUCUUGUAUCGGCCAAAACUUAUUCGCGAGCUGCGAAGAGGAGGUGCCAUUAUCGCCCAUUAUCCAUCGGAAGCGCAGAUUAUCCUAGUAGACAUGGAAACAGAAGCCGGGAAACAGUUUGUGACCGACUGGGGAUCUGAGAAGGUCAUUCUUAAUUGGCAAUGGGCUCGUAAGUCGAUUGAUAUUGGUCGAGCUCUCCUCGCCGAAGAUGAUUGGGGAGGAUACCGGAUUGACGACCAGAACAGGAUCCUGAGUAAUAAUUUUGAGCAUCCUCUACCUACUCCUCUCCAAACUCCUCCGCACGCGAACUUGUCGGCUCCUGAUUUCAGUGAUCACAGUACUCUCUCAUCGAGCACAUCAAAGACUCUCAUCCCCCCCGUCGUUCCAGUUCCAACAAUGCAAAUAUCAAAUGGUGUAGGCACGGCGCCUCCAAUACCCGUACCAUCACCACUGGCUGUAACAGCAGAGAUAGCUGCUGCAAUGGCCCUGCUAUCGCCCCAAGGCAUACAGCAACUCUUGACACAGCUUCGCGCUGGCUUGAUGUCUUCAUCUCAAGUGAUUCCACCAAUUCUUGCCGCUUCGCAAGAGAACCAACCAAGCUUGCCCAACUUAAAAGAGCUUGAAGUAAAUGGCCAAUAUUCACCCGAAACAUCUCAGAGGUUGUCAGUCAUGUCUGAGGAUAGCGUUCUCUCUGCUCCUGCUUUUACCGCCUCGCCUAGCCUGAAACGCAAAGAACUGUCUCCCGAAACGCUUCAACAGUCGAAUUCGCUUCAAUAUAAAGACAGAAAACGCAGACGAUCCGAUUAUUCGCGUCCAGUUGCCGGUACUAGCACAGUAACCAUCAAUUCUUUAUCCGCACCAUCGUCAUCUCAGGCUCGACUAUCCAGAACUUCACGGAACGACGAGGAGAUAUUUAAGACGGAUGCAGGCGAUUCCAUGAUGUUCUACGUCCAAAUUGAGACGAGGAAUAGAGGUGAAGUAGUACAGUCGAUUAGGAAACACGGAGGGAAAAUUGUGCCCGACAUACCCCAAGCGGAUGUGGUUAUUCUAGCGCAACACACGAAACCAUUCAGUGAUUGGCUUAGGAGAGCUCAGCAAGCAAAAAGGCCAACCGCGCAAGCGAGUUAUGUCCACGAUUGUAUAACAGAGGGCUCGAUUCUGGAUAUAGAACCCUAUUCUUUCGGGGAUUUUGACUUUGAAAGAAAGCGAGGCCGUCCUAGCAAGAGCCCUCGUAAGGUGAGCAGUCCGGAGGCUAAAGUAAAGAAAAACAAGUCCAUGCCCAAGGCGAAAGCAUCUCGCGACAAAGGUGCGGAGAACGGGACGUCAGAAGGAGAACACUGGGAACAUUCGCCGUCUCCGCCACGACAUAUAGUGACUAAGGGUGGCAAGAAUCUCUUCACGUCAGAAGAACACGAGUAUUUUUUGCGCUACAUUCCAGUUUUGAUGUCGCGAAAUCCUGAGAUGACAUUGCAAGCCAUUGCUGAUAAAUUAUUCGAGAAGAUGCCCCAUCAUCCAGGCAGCUCGUGGAGGUCGUGGCUUGGGAAGCAGACGGUCGAGGUUGACAAAUGGAGAAAGAAGGCUUAUAUAGCCCGCCGUAAGGCAGAUCAUGAUUCAAUACCGACUGGAUCUCAGUUGGGUCAACCAGAGGAUUCGUCGAGUGCGCAAGCUUGUGCCUCUUCGCCUGUAUCAUCGAGUCUUAUUGCAUCCCCGGUAGAAAACUCAUAUGGGGAAGAUUUUCAAACUAUCACAAAUUUUCUGGCAGGUGGUGGCGCAGAUGACCGAACGGAUGAAGAGGUUUGGGAGGUUUUGGCUCAGCAGGCAGGUCUAAUAUAUCAUGCUCCCUCACGGUCUGCAAGAGAGUGGCAAAACUUUUGGAACGAGCAUGGCUCUGACAUCAAUGCGGUAGUGCAGAAAUUGAUGAAGCCUUCGAACGCACCUUGUUCAUCUGAAGAGCCAUACUCUGAAAAGGAGCCCGAAUGA